UCAAUUCAACGUACUUACCAAAACACUUCCAUUGUACUAAGCUUACUUUUUUUUACUUAACUUUAUCCUUUUCUUUUAGACUUAGAACGAAUUUCCGAUUAACCUACCAUACUUUCGACCCUCCUUUAAACCCUCCUUUAAAUAUGCCUGCAAUCCAGCAACAACAGGAGGAGGAGGAAGAAGAAAUUAAUAAUGAGGAAGAAGAAGGAGGUGAUGGUUCAAUGGAAGAGGGGGAGUUGAAAACUACUCAAGUAGAGGAGAAUGAAGAGGAAAAUGGAGGAGAGGAGAAUGGGGAAAAUAACCAAGUCACUGAGCCACAUCUUCAGCCGUCUACUCCUACUUCCAUUACACAACAAGAACAACAACAAAUUUCUUCAUCUUCUGCAUCUGCCACUCAAACUGAUGAGCCAGCACUUCAAUCGUCUACAAUGAUUCAAGAAGAACAACAACCUCCAACUUCUCAAAUUACUAAUGUGGUUGAGGGACAAAAUGCUAAUGAUGAGCCUGCACUUCAAACGUCUACAAUUCAAACGUCUACAAUGCUGCAAGAAGAAGAACAACAACCUUCAACUUCUCAAAUUAAUAAUAAUAAUGUGGUUGAAGGACAAAAUGCUAAUGAUGAGCCACCAGAACGUAAACGACGACUCCCACAACGGAAGAGGAAGCUGUUCAAGAAGGAGGAGGAGGCAAAGAAGGCAAAAGAAGCACAAAAUGAAACCACCCAAAAUGAUGGUUGAAGGAUGUUUUUUAAGAAGUUGUUGUUGGUUAUUU
Molecule: messenger RNA, 771 nt
Organism: Meloidogyne enterolobii
Lineage: Eukaryota; Metazoa; Nematoda; Chromadorea; Rhabditida; Meloidogynidae
Source: the annotation of a GenBank genome assembly